Oncorhynchus gorbuscha (pink salmon) is the source of this 1777-nucleotide messenger RNA. RefSeq names its product apoptotic chromatin condensation inducer in the nucleus-like. The record is from RefSeq and is a predicted model, not a curated record. Gene Ontology annotation, cellular component: nucleus. Gene Ontology annotation, molecular function: sequence-specific DNA binding. The annotation marks the transcript as partial. The transcript is spliced from 5 exons. Lineage: Eukaryota; Metazoa; Chordata; Actinopteri; Salmoniformes; Salmonidae. Gene Ontology annotation, biological process: regulation of transcription by RNA polymerase II; regulation of mRNA processing.
CUGACGUUGGUUGAAGGAAGGCGUUGCUGACGCGAACGAGUGGAAAGGGAAAAUGGCGGACCUCGAAGACGUUAAACUGGACGGGAGGCCGCUACAAUCACUUCGCGUGGCGGAUUUGAAAGCUGCUUUAGAGGAGCGCGGACUUCCUAAAAGCGGACAGAAAAAUACUCUCGUUAAGAGACUCAAAGGGGCUCUCAUGCUGGAGAACCUCCAGAGAACAUCACACCAUCACAUAGGACUGCAGCCAAACUCCCAGAUUGGUGAAGAGAUGAGCCAGAACAGCUUCAUAAAGCAGUAUUUGUCAAAACAGCAGGAGCUCUUGAGGCAGCGUCUGGAGAGAGAGGCCCGUGAAGCAGUUGAAGAUGAUGAUACAGACAAAGAGGACCACACACAGGACAAUAACAGCGCUGCCUGUGCUGCCCCAGACCAGGAUGUCUCACCUGUGUUGGUUGACCAGCACAAACUUUUUGGCCUCUCCGAGGGAAAGGGACUAGCAGGCCCAGCAAGAGAGGGAGAGGGGCACAUGUCCAGAGACGGCCAUGUGUCUCCUCCACCUGCCCCUACCUCUGCUGCUGUUUCCUCUCUGGCUGUGCGUGUAGCUGUUGACGAGCAGAGACCAGAGAGAGUCCCAACCUCUAGUCAAGUCCCAGCAGAUAGUGAUGAUGACGCUGAUGAGGACUGGGAUAGCGGUGCCAGGAGGAGGAAUCUAGGAGAGCCACCAAGAGGCCAACUAGCAAGAGCAAGGUCUGGAGGAUCCCGCCAACACCCACAGCACAUUCCCCCCCUAUUGUCUCCGCAGCUUCGACAGCCUACCCCUCCUCCCUCCCCUCCCCCAGAGUUAUCAUUCCCACUGCCUGAUACCCCUAAACAAAGCCCCCCUAGUCCAGGUGAGCCCCCAGCUAGGCAGCGUACUUCCAGUACCUCCAGCUCUGGCUCCUCUAGCAGUGGCAGUUGUAGUAGCAGCCCAGAUCCACAAAGCAACACAGAGCGCAAGCCUGGCCCACUGACCCUGCUGGCACGCAAAAUGGCAUCAGAGGGGGCUUUCUCUGGAGUUGGGUGGCAUGGGCGUGGAGAUGCAGAGAGGCAGGACAACAAUGCUGCAACUGCAACAAUGUCUUCUGGUAGAGGUCCUCAAGAGGGCACAGUGUCUGCCAUCACCCACACAACCAAUGCUGCAGCCAGUUUGCCCUUCCCCAGACUGGUUCCAGUAACAAACCAGGGAGCUCUUGGAGGCCAUCUCCCCCACAGUGAAGUUCCUGUGAGUGUGCUUAGGCCCACUAUUAUGGAAGAGAGAGAUGCUGCAUGGCCGCAAGAAAACAACAAGGAAAAGGAGCUGCAGGCAGAGAGUGAAAGAGAAAAAUCCCCUGAGCAAGAGCGACUUGGUGCCGUGGAGCAGGAAAGACUGGAGAGGCAGAGAAUAUUUGAGCAACAGCAUGCUGUGGAGCAAGAGAGGGAAAGAGCUUUGGAGCGAGAGAGGAAGGAGAGAGAGAAAGCUUUGGCGCAAGAGCGGAAGGAGAGGGAGAAGGCUUUGGCGCGAGAGAAAGCUUUGGAGCAAGAAAGGAAGGAGCGGGCUUUGGCGCAAGAGAGGGCACAAGGUCUUGAACGAGAAGAGGAGGAAAGAGAGAAAGCUUUGGCAAAAGAGAGGGAAGAGCGAGAGAAAGCUAUGCAAUUAGAAACGCAGAGAGCCAUGGAACGAGAGCGUGCUUUGGAGCAGGGGAAGGAGAAGGCUUUGGAGAGAGAGGGGGAGGAGAAGGCUUUGGAGAGAGAGGGGGAGGAG